ACGAGCGCUCCGUCCAUGUGGCGCAGCUGUGCGCAUCUCAGCCCGCUACAGCGCACGCCGAGUGGCGCGCCAGACAGCGCAGCCGCAGCAGAACAGGCGCAGGCAGACAGACGCAGUAGCAACAGCAACCAUGGCCGACGAAAAACCCAAGGAGGGAGUGAAGACUGAGAACAAUGAGCACAUCAACCUGAAAGUGGCGGGGCAGGAUGGCUCAGUGGUGCAAUUUAAGAUCAAACGGCACACUCCUCUCAGCAAACUGAUGAAAGCGUAUUGUGAACGGCAGGGGCUGUCAAUGAGGCAAAUACGAUUUCGAUUUGACGGUCAGCCCAUCAAUGAAACGGACACCCCCUCGCAGCUAGAAAUGGAGGACGAAGAUACAAUUGACGUGUUCCAACAGCAAACCGGAGGCUCUUUUCUUUCUUAAAGACUGUUUCCUACGAAUAUCCCUACCUCCCCUUUUCAGCCCCCAACAUCUUUGUUAUGCUUAGUCUUCAAACCCUCAUGACCAGUGUUGAUACCAUCCAGUCAAAAAUUUUACAAAAUGUUCAAAGGCAGCGGCACUGUUGACGUAGAUAGCUGUAAUAACACUGUCAUUCGUAUGUUAACAUGUUUUGACUGCGCAGUGGAGACUACUUGUAAGCUACAGCGAGUCUAAUGUGCUGAAGAAAUUAAAAGCUUGCCAUGAUACUUUGUCUUUUUUUUUUUUUUUCUUUUUUUCCUGGAGGUAAUGGAGAGCCUACUGGUCCGGUUUUGUUUUUAUACAUAUGUCAUUGAGGUUUUGAUUCAGAUGGAAUCAUGUUAUUUGUUAACAUCAGUUGUUAUGAAAAUGUGUUAUUGGAAUAAAUUGAGUCUUUUUUAAAAAUA
Molecule: messenger RNA, 864 nt
Organism: Gasterosteus aculeatus aculeatus (three-spined stickleback)
Lineage: Eukaryota; Metazoa; Chordata; Actinopteri; Perciformes; Gasterosteidae
Product: small ubiquitin-related modifier 2
Molecular function (GO): protein binding
Source: RefSeq, a predicted model, not a curated record